CAAUAGUACAACUGAUUGGAUAAAUCAAGAGCUGAGAUUCACUUUAUUGAAUCACUAGCCGUUAGACCACAAACUAAUUCAAAGUGACAGUCUCUCAUAAACCCUAAACUCGAGAGGCUUUGGCUCUUUAGUACUACCAUUUUGAUGAAUUGAAACAGAACAAUGGGAAGGCUUAGAACAAAGAGCGAUUACGAAGAUCUCAGAAAUGCUCGAAUUUUGGAGAAUAAGACUCGAUUGGCGUCUCUCGGAGUACACAAAUCCAUCUCGGACCUCCGAUCGGUCACUUCGACGGCAAAACCGGCGAAGACCCAUGCCAGGAAGUACCCUAAAGUCGACUAUGAACGCACUCCUUUGCGCCGUUCCAAUCGGUUGAUACAAAUAAUAAGCGCCCAUUCAGAACCUGAGCAGACCCCAUUGCGGCGCUCCACUCGGUUGAGAGAAAAUUCUGCCAAUUUGGUGAUAUCUUAUGCAGAGAACGAGGAGAGUUCGUUAAGUUUGUCUAGUGAAGGGGAAGACAAUAGGACUGCAAAUGCACCUUUAGUGGGACUCAGCAGUACAAAGUUGCAGCAACUUUUGCCGGAAGAUUCAGCCAAGAGUUGCACAAGCAAGGGAAUUUGCUGCCACUUCUGCCGAAAAAAGAAAUUGUGCGGCGAAGAAGAUUGCAAGCAAUGCAGUAAUCUGGAUAUGGAUCAACCAUGCAUGGGCAAGACGGAUUGUUCAGUAUGUCAUUCUAGCAAUGGUAUGUUUUGUCGAGCUUGUCUCGAGGUUAGGUCUGGUGAAGACAUCGAGGAGGUGAGAGGAAAUGCGCAAUGGGUGUGUCCUCAUUGCAUAGAAGAUAAAGGACUUAAUCCGAAUUGGAUAUGCAAUAGUUCAAUUUGCCUAAACAGAACGAUGAGAGCAAAGAGCGAUUACGAAGAGCUCAGAAAUGCUCGAAUUUUGGAGAACCAGGCUCGAUUGGCGUCUUUGGGAGUACACAAAGCCAUCGCGGACCUCCAAUCAGUCACUCCGACAGCAAAACCGGUGAAGACCCAUGUCAGAAAGCACUGUAAAGUUGACUAUAAACGCACUCCUUUGCGCCGUUCUGAUCGAUUGAUGCAAACAAGCGCCCAUUCUGACAAUUUGAUGAUAUCUUCAGCAAAAGAGAAUGAAGAGAGUUCGUUAACUUGGUCUAGUGAAUGGGAAGAAAAGAGGCCUGCAAAUGCACCUUUGGUGGAAGUCAGCGGUAAGAAGCUGCUGCAACUUUUGCCGGAAGAUUCAGCUAAGCGUUGCGCGAGCAAGGGCAGGGGCAGUGUCUAUGACCCUGUUUUCGGAAUUUGCUGCCACUUCUGCAGGCAAAAGAAAUUGUGUGGCGAAGAAGAUUGCAAGCGAUGCAGUAAUCUAGAUACUGAUCAACCAUGCAUGGGCAAGACAGAUUGUUCAGUAUGUCAUUCUAGCAAUGGUGUGCUUUGUCGAGCUUGUCUCAAGAUUAGGUAUGGCGAAGACAUUGAGGAGGUGAGAGGAAACUCGCAAUGGAUGUGUCCUCAUUGCAUAGAAGAAAAAGGACUGAAUCCGUAUUGGAUAUGCAAUAGUUCAUUUUGCCUAAAGAAGCGGAAGAUGGCUCCAACUGGGAUAGCUAUAUAUAAAGCUCGGGAGAUGGGAUUCAAAUCAGUGGCACAUCUACUAAUGGAUGAGCUUCAACAAGCAGAGAAGAAACGCAGACGAUGACGACGAUAUCCUGCAUAACAUCAAGAUGCAUUAGGAAAGCAACAUGAGCAGCAGCUAAAUGUAAUGGACUUCUAGCCCUGUUUAGAACUAACUUAAGUGAUGUAUUAUGAAAUUUAAAUUAAUGGAGCGAACUGAUGUAUUAUGAACAGAUUUUGGCAUUCCCUAUAACUGACUCCGAUGAGCUGAACUUGUCUUGGAGAUUAUGUAUGAAGUUCUUAGAUUACAGGCCAAAAUUUGUGCUCGAAAACCGUUGCACUUAAUGCGCAUCUGUUUUGAAAUACACUAAUGUAGCAUUUAAGAUAACAAACCACUCGUUGAAAA
Cornus florida is the source of this 2025-nucleotide messenger RNA. RefSeq lists its product as uncharacterized. The transcript is spliced from 14 exons. Bases 163 to 1704 code for a protein of 513 amino acids. The record is from RefSeq and is a predicted model, not a curated record. Gene Ontology annotation, cellular component: nucleus. NCBI's taxonomy places the organism in Eukaryota, Viridiplantae, Streptophyta, Magnoliopsida, Cornales, Cornaceae. Gene Ontology annotation, biological process: regulation of DNA-templated transcription.